Molecule: messenger RNA, 1089 nt
Organism: Saccharomycodes ludwigii
Lineage: Eukaryota; Fungi; Ascomycota; Saccharomycetes; Saccharomycodales; Saccharomycodaceae
Gene: RAD23
Product: Rad23p
Exons: 1
Coding region: 1-1089 (362 amino acids)
Biological process (GO): proteasome-mediated ubiquitin-dependent protein catabolic process; nucleotide-excision repair
Cellular component (GO): cytosol; nucleoplasm
Molecular function (GO): proteasome binding; damaged DNA binding; polyubiquitin modification-dependent protein binding
Source: RefSeq, a predicted model, not a curated record
AUGGGAUCUAUUACUCUCAAUUUUAAGGACUUCAAAAAAAAUAAAACCGCUUUAGAAGUGUCCCCACAAGAAACCAUUUCCCAAGUUAAGGAAAAAUUGUCUAAAUCGCAUGACUGUGAUAUUGAUCAAAUUAAGCUAAUUUUUAGCGGCAAAGUUCUACAAGAUUCCAAAACUAUAGAGGGCAGUAAGUUAAAUAAUAAUGAUCAGGUAAUCUUUAUGAUAUCUAAAAAGAAGGUUUCCAAAAAAGUUAUAGAUCCCAUUACUAAAGAAGGCGAUGGCCCUGUACAAAGCCAAGAAAACACCAGUAGCUCAGUACAACAGGAAGAAACUCAUCAACAGUCCUCAUUACCACCAUUGCCUUCUCAACCAGUUCAGCAGCCUGCUCCAGAAAAUCUAGAAGAAUUGAUCCAAAGAGUUUUAGAACUAGGUUUUACUAGGGAAGAAGCUGAAACUGCUCUAGAGGCAUCCAAUUAUAAUCCGGAUGCCGCGGUCGAAAUUCUUAUGAUGGGUGUUCCCCUUGCCACUUUGAGGCAGCAGAUGCAAAACUCUACUAGCUCAUCUGCCCCCACAGCUAAUACAGGAGCGGUUAAUACAGAGGCCGCUAACCAAGAUGACUUGUUUGCACAAGCUGCCGCUGCAGUUGAAGGCAGUGUUCCGCAUGAUCGCGCUCCAGGUGGUACCCCGGGCACUAUUAGUUUGAACGUACAAGAUAUAAUGCAACUAAGGCAAAUUGUUAACGGUGAUCCAGAGGCGCUAGCCCCAUUUUUAGAAAACAUGAGCACUAGAUAUCCUGAAUUAACUCAGCAAAUCCAAUCCAACCCAGAAUUAUUUUUGGGUAUGUUGUUGGAUGGCUUAGGUGGUAACUUGCCAGACACAGAGGAAGAAGCUGCUGGCGGUGAAGAUUUAGAUUUACAUUCAGAAGAAGCACCAAGUAAUUUUCCGGGCGUAGAACUAUCAUCAGAAGAUGAGAUUGCCAUCGGUAGGCUAUGUGAGUUAGGUUUUGAAAGAUCCUUGGUUAUUCAAGUCUAUUUCGCAUGUGACAAGAAUGAGGAAAUUGCCGCCAAUGUUUUGUUUUCUGAACGUCAAUAA